This is a messenger RNA of Manduca sexta (tobacco hornworm), 5577 nucleotides long. RefSeq names its product DNA topoisomerase 2-binding protein 1 (gene mus101). The coding region runs from base 144 to 4040 and encodes 1298 amino acids. The record is from RefSeq and is a predicted model, not a curated record. Gene Ontology annotation, biological process: mitotic G2 DNA damage checkpoint signaling; DNA replication initiation; mitotic DNA replication checkpoint signaling. NCBI's taxonomy places the organism in Eukaryota, Metazoa, Arthropoda, Insecta, Lepidoptera, Sphingidae. The transcript is spliced from 25 exons.
UUCAUUCAAUCGUAGUGACAUUAUGGCAGUCAAAAUUCAAAUAAUUUUGUAAACAAUCUGCUAUCGGAAUAUUGCAAUUUAGAUAUUUCAAGGUAAAAUGAAUAAUUACCCCUGAUCGUUGUACGACCACAAUAUAAUUAACGAUGUCUGAAGAUAUAAAAGUUACGUUUAUUAUACCGAAUGAUUGUGAAAGUGAGAAUGAAUGCUCGGAGGACAUGCAACUGGCUUUUGUCACAUGUGAGCAGCAUAAAGGCAGUGGUCUUCAUGCCAAAUGGGUGAAGGAGUCCCAAUGGAAGAAAUUCGAAGGACUCUCUAAGAGGGAUGUGUUUGUCCUGUCUGAGUUUGAAGGGGAACUUUGUUUCAAAGAGGCUAAGGAACCUGUGUACCCGGUGGCCAUGAGAGGCUUAGUGGUCACCGCCAGUGGUUUGACUAAAGACAAGAAGGAAAUCAUAAAAAUCAAAGUGCACUGGAUGGGUGGAACAUAUAACACAGUUUUGACAGAUGAAACAACACAUUUAAUAUCUGAUACUGUGUUAUCUGUGAAGUAUGUGAGAUCAGUAGAAAUAGGCAUUCCAGUAAUGUCCGAGACAUGGGUAGACGCGGUAUGGGAGGCAGCCCUUCGCCUAAACGUUAGCGGAGCUUCUUUGGACUUCAACAACUACCGUCUACCACCAUUUGCUAACUUGGAGGUGACCACGUCAGGAAUACCUAAGAGAGACAAGCAGAUGAUAAUGAAGCUAGUCAAUCAGCAUGGUGGCAACUUCUCAGGAGCAUUUCAGAGUGAGACUACCGAUGUGGUGGUAUUGACAAAAGAGGGUGUAGGCAGCGAAAAGUACAAAGCGGCAUUAGAGUACGGCAAAGUGUGUGUUUUACCAUCAUGGGUGAAAGAUUCAGCGGAAAAAGGAGUCGCUUUACCAGUAGCUAAAUACAAAAUAGUAGGAGCGUCUACAUCGUCACCGCUGGCUGAACAUCGGCUGCCUGACAUGAGUUUAAAUUUCUCCAGAAUCACAAAUCUAAGACCACCUAGUAACUUCGUCGACGAGACUAGAUCGGCGGAUGUGUCUACCACGUCUGGGAAAAUAAAGCUAUCGCAAGAAUCACGUAAGGCCAACGACACCUCUAUCGACAAGGAGUUGCAGAUAGAGCUGGACAGUUUCGACAUGAAUGACAUCAAAAAGGCUGGACCUAUAUUUGACGGAUUUUGUAUCUGGCUAGUGAACAUGUCUGGUCGGGCGCGCGAGGUGUGCGCGGCGGCGGUGUCGCGGUGCGGCGGCGUGCGCUACGACGCGCCGCACGCGCGCCUCACGCACGCGCUGCUGGCGAGCGGCGCGGGGGGCGCGGGGGGCGCGGCGGCAGCGCGGGACCUACCGCCGUCUGCGCGGCUCCUGUCGCCGCUGUGGCUGCUGCGGAGCGUCAAGGCUGGCAAGCCGUUGGAUGAGACGCCGUACCUCAUACACACCACCACGUCAACACCAGUGAAGUGCGCACGCAAGCAACCGGCAGAAGCGUCUCCUAUGAGCAAAAAGAACUUGCAGCUCCUUCGCCGGGAACCGCUGGACCUCCCGCCACCAACCGUGGAGGUGGAGCCUGAAGAUGAACUUGUCAACCAUUACUUAAGCCAAGCCGCAGUAGAAAACGUACCGUUAGAUAGAGAGAAAACACCAGAACGAGUUGCUCCUAAUUCCACUACAAACGAACAUCCAGACAUCACGGAAGAUGGUGAAGAUCCUACUGAAGAAAUAGAACAAAUAUUUAGAGGUAUAAAGUUCGUAGUGCAAGGCCUCGACGAGGAGGCGAUUAUCGAGAUCGGCGCGGAGGUGUCGGCGGCGGGGGGCGCGCUGUGCGGGGCGGGGGCGGCGGCGGGGGCGGCGGGGGCCUCGCACGCGCUCGUGCCGCUCGACUUCGACCCCGAGGAGCUGCUCACUGCCAGUGCUGAGCCAGUCACUGUGUUCUGGGUGAAAGACUGCCUCUCCCAACAAGAACUGGUGCCGAUCCAGUACUACCACCGUCCAGUGCGGUUGGCCAGCUGGAGCACCGCGCCGCUGCGAGGCGUGGUGGCCAGUCUCAGCACGUACAGUGGCAUCGAACGAGCAUUCUUGGACGAGCUGGCCAAGCUGCUGGGAGCCACAACCCAGCUUCGCUUCUGCCGUCGCAACACUGCCAAUGCCUUGGCGUCCACGCAUCUGAUAUGUCCCACGCCCGUGGGAGAUAAGUAUACUGGCGCUUUGAAGUGGGGGCUGCCUGCAGUGAAGGCGUCGUGGUUGAUGGCUUGCGCCAAGGAGGGGAAGAGAGUGAGCGAGAGAGGACAUCUUGUUGGCGAAACUAAAGCACCACCAUCGCCAGCAAAGCUGCCGGAAGAAGCUAAAGCCGAAGGAAAUCCUAUCGUACAGCCAAAUGAGUCUGUAGACAAGGAGAACGCUAUGCUGCCGCCGCAGGGAUCGGCUUUGCCGCGCCGUGGCUCAGUGCCCAGCGCCGAAAACACACCUAAGAAUACUCCUAAAGCAAAACUGGGGAAUGAUGGUACGGAUGAGAUGUCUCCAGCAUCGAGAUAUAUAGCGAUGGCCCGACAGGGGUUACUCGGCGGAGACUCACAAGAGACGCCCAGUAGACUACAUGAAGUGAGGGACGAUGAUAAAAUAGAUAGCGCGGCAGUCCGCACGCCACCGCUAGAAGAUGCUCUCUCGACGCCGAACCUGCAAUUACUCAGCCCGACUACCCGCCGACGCCUGCAGGCGUUGCGGCGUGGUGACCUACCGUCCGAUCCCAUACGCACGCCUCGUGAUCCAUUCGACAAGAACCUUCCCACUCCAGAUAGCGCGUUUGGCGCCGCGCUCCGGCCCGGCUCGGGCAGGCUGUCGCCCGACGCGCGGAAACGACUGUGGAGGGUCGUCAAUGAAUUACCCUCAAAACAAGAACAGACUCCCACCAAUGUUAAUACUCCGCUGUCGGAGAUCCGUAACAGAUUCCUGGCGCAGUUCAACGGAGACGCGCCAUCGACUCCUUCUGACCAUCACCUCGCUCCGAGAAAAUUGCAUUUGCUGGACCAAGAGGACACACCGCCAGCCAAAAUGGCAAAAAUUUCGCAAGAUCAGUGUGCAGGUGGAGCCCUAAACUCGAGCCUGGCGGAGGACAAGCGGCCCGCCCCCGCGGCCGGCUCGCCCGCGGUCCCCCCGUCACUGGACGCACAGCUGCAGCGGCUCAACGCGGUGCUGGCGGGCCGGCUCAGCUCGCAGAAGCCGCGCCGCUCCACCAGGGACUCCGUCAGCCUCGCGCCGCCGCCCGCCCCAGAAUCCGAGCCGGGCCCGGAGUCUCAGCCCAACACAGUGGGGUGGGAUGAUACAUCGCCCGCGCGGCCACUGCAACCACCACAGUCGCAGAUCAAAAAGUUCAUGCUCUCUUCCAAUGUCGAUAAUCGCGAAGAAAUCAUCGAAAUGAUCCAGUACCUAGGCGGGGAGGUGUGCGAAGGUACCGAGCUGGACCCGGAGAUGACGCAUCUACUAUGCGCGGCACCAGGCCGCAGUGAGAAGAUGCUCGGCUCCAUAGCGGCAGGCCGCUGGGUGCUGCACCCCGCAUACGCGGCCAGGAGUCGGCAGGCGAACAAAUUUUUAGCGGAAGAAGAAUACGAAUGGGGCAAUCCUCUAGCCACGUGCCUUCCCGCGGUGUCGGGAGCGGAGCGCGUGCUGGCCGCGGCGGCGCACCGCUGGCGCUGCAGGCGAGCUGCUGGUGUUGGUGGCGGUGGCGGCCCCUUCACAGGCGUGGUGGCGCUGCUUCACGUGCCGCCGCCGCGCCGUCGUCUCCUCGCGAGACUCGUCUCUGCGGGCGAUGGACUCGCUCCCGAUGAUGAACCACCGUACAACAAUGACCGCAUAACAGUGUGCUUCGCUGAUGUCAAACGGUAUCCAAUCUCUGCACGCGACGCGCAGUGGCUGAAAUCAAGAAGGAUACCUGUCUGUGCCCCAGUGCUUCUGAGCUCUUACCUGACUGACGAUCCACCGCCGAAACCCGAAGAACACUGCCUACCCGAGUUUAAACUGUCUUAAAAGCGUGAAGGUGUGAAAUUUUAUGAACCACAUUUUAUGAUACCCGAAAUGAAAUGUGAAUGGAAAAACCAUUUGAAGGAUUCAAUUGGAGGGAAAUAUACUGGCAAAGGCAGUUUGAAGUGUGUGGGGAGUGGGAAAAUAACACCCAGUUCAAUUCAAACAUGGCUGAAGUUAGUCACAAGUUGCGUCGCAGUUAGCAAGAAAAUUUGUUGAAGUUGGCUUCAGCAGGCGAUUUUAAUUGUGUAAACAAUUACAGCUUAGCAAAAGGUAACUCCUUCAAAUUUUGAAACUUGCAUUACUUACAGCGAGUCGCAUGUAAAUAGAAUUAUAGUAUAAAAUUAGCUUUAGAGUGAAGUAUGAAACGUGUAGAGGGCGGUUAAAGUGACUAACUUCAUGCCAAAAAACGCGUGUCGUUUUAAAAAUAAUGAAUCUAACGAAUACUUAAGAGGGUAAUUUCUAUCUGGUAUUGCAGCAAAAGAUUUUAUUCAUGGAUUAUGCGGUAUUUUAACCUUUGAAAAUUACAUCUAUACAUAUUAUAAAACACAGUCCCCUUUUCUCUCUGUCUGUAUGUAAUCGAUUUUCCCAAAAUCUAGUGAACGGAUUUUUAUUAAAUUUGGUAUGGAGAUAGUUUCAGACCCUGGGAAGGUUAUAGGCUACUUUUUAUUCCGGGAAAAUAUAUAGCGGGACUUUUAUCUCGGAAAAUUCCAUCACGCGGGUGAAGCCGCGAGCAAGAGCUAGUAAUAUAUAUUUAUUUAAGUUUGAGUUAAUGAUGAACUGGCAUUGUUUAUGACCGUUACUCGAGAUAGCACAUAGUAAAAAAAAUGGGUUUAAUAUAAAUUUCUUUAAAACUAAAUUAGAGAUAAUGACAGUGCAUAAAAUGAAAUUUUUGUGAGAAAUUUACUCCCUUAUUCAUAGACGUUAUUUAUCUAAGGACGGAUCAUUCUGUGAUAACAAGUCUGUUUCUCAGUGCUGACGGCAUGGCAGCCUUCGCAUAGUGUAGAUAUAGGGCCGUUGUGAUUGGGUAAUAUUGCGAUACAACUUGAAUCUAAUUGGCUGUCAGAUAAACAAAGCUGAGAAACAGUCUUGUUAUCACAGCAAUGCUCCGUCCUUAGAUGAAUAACGUCUUAAGAAAAUGGCAUUAGAAUCUAGAUUUUUGAGUUAUGCCACUUUGCACUGACCGUAAUAUACGGACGGGUGCGAGACUGCACGAACAAAGUUGUAUAUCUCAAAAUUGUAUUAUUUCACACCUCUAGAUGUUAAUGAUAUUAUGUGUAAAACUGAGUUAUCAUAAAUAAAUAUUAGUUCCAGUAUUGAGUUUGAAUAAACAAUUAGAUAGGUAGCAUUAAAUAAAGCAAACAUCGUUGAGUAAUACAUAGUUACAAUAUUUUAUCUGUUUAUUCACAUGUCUGCAUUUAUCACAAUGACAUAUAAAACCAGAUGAAGUAAUUUAUUUAACUCUGUUUAUGGCGUUGUAUAUGUUUAUUGUUCUGCACUAUUUUAAUGACAAUAAAUUUAUAUUAAUUCAUUCUUAUCGUUA